UUGAAUUUCAGUUCAGUUCGCUUGCCUAUAGACGCUCGCAGUAGCAGCCAGUACACACCGCACAGUACAUUUCGUUCAGUCUCAGUUCAGUUCGUGCGAGGCAAUUUUCACAGGCACAGAGCAGUAGUGCCAGUACCGAAAACUGAAAACCCAGUAUCCAGUAUCCAGUACAAGUAUCUGAACAGCCAGACCACGGCCAGGCCAAGAGGAGUGAAGUAAACACACUGACAAGGCAAACUGAUUAAUAGCUCAGCCCUUACAUUUCCCUUGAACGAAGUCAAGCCAAACCAGAAGCAAACAUGAGUGGAGAUCGCCCGAAGCGUCCCCUUUCAGCCUACAUGCUGUGGCUGAACGAGACCCGCGAACAGAUCAAGAAGGAUAAUCCCGGCAGCAAGGUGACAGACAUCGCCAAAAGAGGUGGUGAACUUUGGCGCGGACUGAAGGAUAAGACCGAAUGGGAACAGAAGGCCAUCAAGAUGAAGGAGGAGUACAACAAGGCGGUAAAGGAGUACGAGGCCAAUGGCGGUACCGAUUCGGGAGCGCCCAAGAAGCGAAAGAAGGCGGCCGCCAAGCCCGCCAAGAAGGCCAAGAAGAAAGAGUCUUCCGAGGAGGAGGAGGAGGACGAGAGCGAGUAAACGGUUGCAGCCACCGGGCAUGGGCAACGUUUUUCUGCAUAAGUUUUAAAAUACAUUUUAUUAAUGUAAUUUUUUAAGUGACAAAAAGAAAACCCACAAAAAUGGAAACCAACAAAAAAAAACUUAAUUAAAAAAUCUCAAAAAAAUAUGAAAAACCAUACAAAAAAAAAAUGAAUUAAGACCUUAAAUCUUUAAAUAUGCACUAAAACCAUAAACAUGAAAACACUCACACACACAUAUACAUGCCAACAUACAGACACACACAGCAUAAACCAUAAAAACAAAAACUAAGUUAAAGAAGUGAAAAAUCACACACUCACACAAACACGUUAUUUCCAGUCAACUGUUCUUUAUAUUCUAGGUUUGUACGUAUAUAUGUAUCUAUAUGUAUGACACUCUUCUUAUACACAUGCAGCCCACUGCCCCCAACGAGGGGAUUCCCCGCUCCUUCCCUCCUUUAGCCACUUUCGAUCGCAUCAAGUUAUUUGAAUUUGAAUUCUGAGUCCCUCGAUUCGAAAGCAAAAGUUAUAUAUAUAUACAUACAUUUUAAACUAUAUACAUAAAUAUAUAUUUAAAUAUAUAUAUUAUGUAAUUUAAAAAGGAAAACAAAAGAAAACCCAAUAUUACAAAUAUGUAAUUGUGAAUGUAGAGCUGAAUGGAAUAUUUAAAAAAAAUAUAUAAAAAAUUGUGAAAACUUAA
Messenger RNA from Drosophila eugracilis, 1334 nucleotides. It is a transcript of the gene HmgZ, whose product is annotated as high mobility group protein Z. The transcript is spliced from 3 exons. The coding region runs from base 300 to 635 and encodes 111 amino acids. The record is from RefSeq and is a predicted model, not a curated record. Gene Ontology annotation, molecular function: transcription cis-regulatory region binding. NCBI's taxonomy places the organism in Eukaryota, Metazoa, Arthropoda, Insecta, Diptera, Drosophilidae.